Pipra filicauda (Wire-tailed manakin) is the source of this 6237-nucleotide messenger RNA. RefSeq names its product male germ cell associated kinase (gene MAK). The record is from RefSeq and is a predicted model, not a curated record. Gene Ontology annotation, biological process: intracellular signal transduction; intraciliary transport; protein phosphorylation. Gene Ontology annotation, cellular component: cytoplasm; nucleus; cilium. The transcript has 16 exons. Gene Ontology annotation, molecular function: ATP binding; protein serine/threonine kinase activity. Lineage: Eukaryota; Metazoa; Chordata; Aves; Passeriformes; Pipridae. The coding region runs from base 340 to 2385 and encodes 681 amino acids.
GUCGCCCCGGCGACGGGGCAGAGCGGCCCGGCCGGGAGAGGCGGCGGGCGGAGCGGGGGGCUCGCCGGGGAUCGCCCGGUGGCACCGCCCGCAGCGCCGCGGAUCUAUGUCAGAAUGACCAUGUUCUUGUGUCUCUUAUACUUCAUAUCUGGAUCUCAAAGUAGCUGUAGUUUGGGGGAGGACCAGUGAAUAUCCUGCUCCGUUAUGAGAAGCACUCACCAACAUAAAGCAAUCUGGAAGAAGAUUUCUCUUAAGAAAAUCAAAGAGCAUAGAAUCCUUUAAUAAAGCAGAAGACACUGAGAAUUUCAUAAGCUUUUGGCUAUCCGAGUCUUAAAAGAAAUGAACCGUUACACAAUUAUGAAACAACUAGGUGAUGGCACCUAUGGCAGUGUGUUGAUGGGGAAGAGCAACGAGUCAGGAGAACUUGUGGCUAUCAAAAGAAUGAAAAGAAAGUUCUAUUCAUGGGAUGAAUGUAUGAAUUUGAGAGAAGUCAAGUCUCUGAAGAAGCUAAACCAUGCCAAUGUAAUAAAAUUGAAAGAAGUCAUACGAGAAAAUGACCACCUUUACUUUGUAUUUGAAUAUAUGAAGGAAAAUCUCUAUCAGUUAAUGAAGGAUAGAAACAAGUUGUUCCCUGAGUCAGUCAUCAGAAACAUGAUGUAUCAGAUAUUACAAGGGCUGGCUUUUAUCCACAAACAUGGAUUUUUUCAUAGAGAUAUGAAGCCUGAAAACCUUCUCUGUAUUGGGCCAGAACUUGUGAAAAUAGCGGACUUUGGUUUGGCUAGAGAACUAAGAUCUCAGCCACCUUACACAGAUUAUGUUUCUACCAGGUGGUACCGUGCUCCUGAAGUUUUGCUGAGAUCAUCUAUCUAUAGCUCACCUAUUGAUAUGUGGGCAGUUGGCAGCAUAAUGGCUGAAUUAUACACACUAAGACCUCUUUUCCCAGGCACAAGUGAAGUAGACGAAAUCUUCAAAAUUUGCCAAGUACUGGGGACUCCAAAGAAGAGUGACUGGCCAGAAGGAUACCACCUUGCUUCUGCCAUGAAUUUCCGUUUCCCACAAUGUGUCCCUAUAAGCCUAAAAACUCUCAUCCCAAAUGCAAGCAAUGAAGCAAUACAGCUUAUGAGUGACAUGCUAAACUGGAAUCCAAAGAAGAGGCCUACAGCAAGUCAGGCUUUGAAGUAUCCUUACUUUCAAGUUGGCCAAAUUUUAGGACCUCCUCCACAGUAUCUGGAGAAGCAGACUCCUAUUAAACCGGUUCAGCCAACAGAGCCAAAGCCAGCUUUUCCUAAACUGGAAGCUAUAUCCAAGCCAGAACCUCUGUCUUCACCUGAUUUACCUGACAAAACAGAGCCACAGCCCCUGCCAAAGGUUAACCACCAGCCUCUCCAGCAAAUUCAGUUGCCUCAGAAUACAACUAACCAGCAAGUACCAAAGCAGCAGCAGCCACAGGCACAACCAUUUUUUCCAAUUAUCAAUAAAAAUUCAUCACCUAAACAAGCAGCUAGUGGCCCUCUGAAUGUUGCACUAGGUCCUAAAAGCUGCAGAAGACGAUGGGGUCAGACUUUGGUAAAGGCUAUGGAUAGCUGGGAUGACUUGGAUGACCCUGAAUUUGGAAUGUCAUGUUCAAAGAAGCCUAGCAUUGCAUUGUUAAAAGAAAAGAAAAACAAGGAAUUUAUUUUUAGUGUGCCAGAACCAAAGCCUUCAUGCUAUAUCCAGCCAGGAGCGGAAAAUAAGGUUCUGAUGAGAAAUGAUUCUGGAAGAUCAAAUACAUCAGCAAAACAGUACUAUCUAAGACAAUCAAGAUAUCUACCUGGAUGCCCAGAGGCUCAAGAGUUUAAGUCCAAAAGAAAAGAAAAAGAAAAAUAUAAAGGGCGAGGAGCUUCCCUAUCUAAAGGUGUAAACCCAAAGAGUGUCUCUUUAGCAGCAGUCAAUAGAGAAGGAUCACAAGGAACCUGGAACAACCAGUUGUUUUCUAAAUCGCUGGCACAUACUGGAGGAGGAUUGACUUUCAGGAGAAAUACUACAGAUGAGAACUUAAUUAUACCUAUUGAAAAGCUAUCAUGCAAAGAAAGGUUUAAUGAAAAAUUAGAAGAUCCAAAAGGAAAUCCUGGCUUUGUAAGUAGUGCUGCUUACAACCCAUCAGGAAUAUACACCCCGUCCUUCCAUAAAAAAGAAGUUGGCUCAGCUGGACAACGGAUACAGCUAGCACCUCUUGGUGCACCUGUAUCAGAUUUUUCCUGGAAAACCAAAGCUGCUCGUGCUCCAUUACCAGGUCCUACCUUCAAUUCACCAGCAAAAAACAUGAGUAUCUUAACUUACCCACCAACAAUUCAGCGAGUACAUGGAAGAACAGACUGGGUAGCCAAAUAUGGAGGAAACAGAUAGAAAAUGCCAUCCGCUACAACAGAUACUACGUGCGCUGUGUUCGGUUCUCCUGCACUUGGAAACCUGAAAUGCCUAUUUGCUCUAACUUUUCUUAAGACUAUGCAAUAGUAAAGAAGAAAAAAAGACCCUGUGUUCUAUUACCUGUUAUAGUACACAUAUAAUACCAUGUAAAACACUGGCUAUAAAGUAGGAUGUAAUGAAGUAUUGUAUAACGCAUAUUGCCAAAACUACUAGAAGUAGAUUUCAUUUGACAUUUUUCUAUAGAUGAUAUCCUAUCCCUGUGCUCUUAAACACAACUGUUACGGUUAUUCAUCCAGUGCAACAUCCACUGUUGGGAUAUGCUUGAAGCACACAAGCAGUUAGAAGUAGGGCUGAAGCAGAGCAGCACCAGGCUUCCAGGUGUUAGGCUGGUUCCUCAGCAGGAAGAUGAGAGUGAAGCACAGCUCCGGCUUUGUGAGGAAUACCAAACUCUCCUACAAGGAUUUCAGAACUCACUUGUAACUAAGAAUUACUCAGGGUCUGUAAGCUGCAAAUAUUCAUGUAGCAAUGAGAGCUUAAAUCCUUGUAGUGAGACACAAGCAAUCCACUUAUAGAUACUACACAAGAAAACUCUAAAAACUUGGCUGAUACAUGGCUGUAGAAAGAUAUAGCAAUACUGGAAAAUAGCUAAACAAGUACUGAAUGCUAGACUCAAGCUGUGAAGUGAAGCCUAACAAUUAGAUUCUGCUGUUAUAAUUAACUUAAUGCCAUUUUUGGUCAAAGACCUGUAGAGAUUUUCCUCUGUCCUGUCAAGGGAGUGUCACAGUGACCUUUAAGAAGCCUGAAUCACUGUGGUCUGUCAGUCAUUUUAAGGGUGAAUAAUAAAACAAUAAAAUGCAUAAAAUAAUAAAAUGCAUAAAUUAUCAAUAAACUCCUGUUUCUUUAUAUCUUUAUUGGGUGAUCAAACUUAAACUACAGAAGUUGAAUAAGCUACAUGAGGGGCUACAUAUUGGGCUGUUCUUUAAAAAUAUUGUUUUCUGGUUUAGAUCUUAAAGGCCAACUUAGGUACCUAAAAACACACAGCAACUUUAAUAAUUCAUUGUGUCGCUGUUUAUUUGCUCAUUCAGUACUUUCCUCAGUCUUUAUGGUAAGUUUUAUAAUAAUAUCGUGCAAAGGACUUUGCAAUGUACAAUGAACUGUUUUUUUAGUAUGUUGAACUAGGCUACUUCUGUUAACAAUUGCAUUUAGAAUAGAUGCUUUAGACUUAAUAGUUACAUUAAACCUGCCAUUUUAAAGUAUAAACAGAGUAUGUUCUUUAAGGAUUUAAAGCUGUUAAUGAUUACUUUAAGCAUUGUAAAAAAAAGAAAUGUAUUUGUAGGCUUUUAUAAUGGAUAUUAAAAUUUAAAUUUCUGUUGUUGACCCAAUCUUUCAUAAUAUAUAGGUUACAUUAAUUUCCUGGAAAGCAAUUUAAUCUAAAACAGUUUUACCAAAAAGUCAAAUAUUUUGUUAUUAAAAUUGCACCUAAAGAAAAUGCCACUUUAAUACUGUAAGAGCUAUACAGGGAUAGGGAUAUAUGGUUAGUAAUGCACUAGAGAGUUUAAUUCAAUUGCCAUUGGUCUAGGAUUAAAUAUUUGUCAUUCCAUUAGUACUAACAGAUGUCCCUAUGCUAUUUAAAUGUGUCUUAAUUUAUUGGUAGAAUAUAUGUAACUUGUCAUGGCAAUGAAGGACAACCUCAGACUGUUUGUAACAGACAUUAAAGCAAUGGGUUUAUAAUUAAAAAACAAGAUAAAUUAAUCACUUGUCUCUAGUACAAGAUGCCAAUGACUUAGUUAAAAACACGGCCUGGUCAAGGAAUUAACUAGUAAUGCAUCCAAAGCUCACAUGUCCAUAGCUCACAUGUCCGUAAGUCACCUAGAGCAGAAAAAUAAACAGGUACUAUUUCUGGCACUAAAUAUGGCUAGAAGAAACAUGCUGUCCCUUACCAUAUGCUAAUGAACCUUGAAAGGGCUUUGACAUAACUAAACCAGCCUUUACUUGUUCAUAAUCAAAGCAUGACCAGUGUUAAAAAAUUCUUCUUGCAAACAGCAAGAAAAGGCUAAUGAGCUCUGUACAGUCAUUUUCAUUCUGAUUCAUUGACACAUAUUGGAUUGUUAGAGCAGAAAUGCCAUCUAAUGCUUAAAAAAUUUAGUAUGCUGAAAAAGUUUCAAGGGGAUAAAGAGUAUGUAAGACUAAAGCUUUUCUCUUGUCCCUUUGUCUGUAUUACUGCUGUUUCUCCUGAACAUGAAAAGUGGUAACACGUUCUACCAGCAGUUCUCAGUUCAAGCUACUGCUUUCCAAAGCUCAUGGAACAGCAGCUUAACACUUUGGUCUAAGAGUUUAAAAGCUUUGAAGUCCAAUUCCCUGUUUUCUAUUUUCUUUAUUCCAUCAGAGACAACUGCAGCUCAAAUUUGCAAGUUACCUGAUUUGAGACCAGCAUUAUACAAUUAGAAAACUGCUGGAUCAUGGAUGUUCUCACUUCAUUGCAGGAGAUGCAUUUAUGUGUGCAUCUUACUUCUACAGAAGAAAAUUGAUUCAACAGCAAUAUGAAGAGGCAAAAAAAAUAUUAAGUAGUUUAAAGAGAAGUGUCUUAAAUGCUAAUGCCUGGCUUACUAACUUUUUCAAGUUAGAGCAAAGACACUGAGACAUGUGCCCACCAAUGGUGAGUCCAUGGGCUGGGAUUAGGCACUUAAAAGGACAUAUAAACAAACCAUCUUCUGUUUCUAUGCAGGGAGGCAAGAGGGAAAUGUAAAUACAGGAGAACACCUGAAGCUGAACUCUGCAGGAUGAUGAAUAAGGGUUUUAAGAAGAUGCUCUGAGUACAGUUCCCCCUCAAGAUCUCACUGCCUGUGCUCAAGCCAGCUCUGACCCAAGUUGUUUGGCCUGGGAACAGGCUGCUGAGACCCUUGCUGGAGCUGCACCCAUUCCUGGCCAUGUCUCUGAGGAUCUGGAACCCAAUCUCAUUGACCUGGCAUCCUGGCUUGAUCUCAGCCUUGCCUCAUCACUGUGAGUUGCCUGGCAAACUGCACUGCUGGCAGAGCCUGGCUAUGGCUAUGGCCACUGGCCCAGCUCUGCACCUCCUGCUCAGGCAGCACAGGGUCACUGACCUGCCUGUUUUGCUGCAGCAAGGAACAAGGAAAGGAAAACUACAGGAUGUGACCCUCCUGCAAAGUUACUAGCCUGAUACUUAGAGAAUUCUAAGCAACUCCAGGGCCUCACCAUCUAAUGAAUCAACCCUGCUGCUUCCAUCUCUCUCAGUACCAGGCACCAAAGAAAGGUUGAGGAAAUAAAGCUCAGGAUCUGUGCAGAAAGGGAUAUCAGUUAAAUGAAACCAGAAAAGGGAUACAUUACCAACCAUGUGUAGCUUCCAGGAUUAUUUCUCUAUGGCAGGUUUAUAUCUGGAACAAUUUCAGGCAUCAAGGGAAUCAACUGAGGACAAAGACUGAUCAAAUGAACCCUUCAGUCUUUAAAGAAACUUUCAUACAGAAUUUUCUAAAUCUAAAAUAGACGAUUCUCUCGGAAAACAAAAACCAAACAACCUUUAAUACAAUAGUUGUCUGAAUAUUUGGUCUGUAUGCUUUUGUUCUCUACACCUCCCCCCAGUUCAGAUUUUUAUAUUUACAAGUUACUAGAUUCAGAGAAUAGAAUAGAAAUUAUGUAUACAAUUCAUGUUUGCAAAUAUACCCAGACACCUUGCAAGAAAGGCACCAAACUAUCAAUCCAGAUGAAUGACUAAAGACAAAAAAAGUUGUGUAGAACACAAAGGUUUGUAAUAAUAAUUUGUUAGUUUAUUUAAAAUAACACUUUAAUAAAAGCUAUGCCUGCAAUUCAGCAUUG